This is a messenger RNA of Betta splendens (Siamese fighting fish), 2889 nucleotides long. It is a transcript of the gene tefa, whose product is annotated as TEF transcription factor, PAR bZIP family member a. The record is from RefSeq and is a predicted model, not a curated record. Gene Ontology annotation, molecular function: RNA polymerase II cis-regulatory region sequence-specific DNA binding; DNA-binding transcription factor activity, RNA polymerase II-specific. The transcript is spliced from 5 exons. The coding region runs from base 277 to 1227 and encodes 316 amino acids. Gene Ontology annotation, cellular component: nucleus. Lineage: Eukaryota; Metazoa; Chordata; Actinopteri; Anabantiformes; Osphronemidae. Gene Ontology annotation, biological process: regulation of transcription by RNA polymerase II.
GCGCAGCCCGCGUAUCAGCACCGGGCAGGCUGGACUUUUGUCGGAACGGCAAACCCACCAACCCUGUUUCACACUGGACCAGCGGAGCAUUUGGGAAUACGUUGAUCGGCACAUGUAAACGUGGAUUUUAUAGCUAAAAACAUUUUGUAGCGCAGCCUGUAGCAGCUUUAGCCAAGUAGGCUCCGCUAGCUUAGCCGGUUUCGUGCUAACAGAGCGGCGGCGCGGUUCGCUUCUUUCAGGCGUCUGAGCGGUCGACGUAAACACCAGGGGACAAACAUGUCGGCGGAGCCGCUUGUCAUCACGCUGGCAGCAGGAGCAGGGAGCACGAGUGGCGUCACGCUCCCGGUGGUCUUAAAGAAAAUCAUGGAAAUGCCUCCGCCGAACAUUCUGGACUGCGACGACGACACUGACAAGGAAAAGCAAUGUCUGGGAGGUAAUGGUGAUGUGAGUGGGGGAGGCAGCGACAUGGGACCUUCAGCCGCUCUGACUCCUGCCAUCUGGGAGAAGACUAUUCCUUACGAUGGAGAGAAUUUCCACCUGGAAUACAUGGAUCUGGAGGAGUUUCUCAUGGAGAACGGUAUCCCUGCAUCCCCUCUUGAGGACGCCCUAAAAAGCAGCACAGAAGGAGACACUGAGAAGGCGGAGGAACUUAAUGCUUCUCCUUCUGCGAAGUCAAUGCCUUCCAAGGCGCCAGUCGCUCUUUUGCCCAUUCAGGAGUUGGACAAGUGUGAGGAAGAAGUUGUGAUCAUCACAAAGAGUGACACAGAUAUCACGUCUGAUGCAACUGCGGAGGUCACCACUGAGAAGGACCGAGUGACACCCGAGCCCAUCAACCCUGAUGAAAUUGAGGUUGACCUCAAUUAUGAGCCGGAUCCCACAGACUUGGUCCUGUCUAGUGUGCCUGGGGGCGAGCUGUUUGACCCGCGUAAACACAAGUUCACGGAAGAUGAACUGAAGCCACAACCUAUGAUCAAGAAGGCCAAGAAGGUGUUUGUGCCUGAAGAGCAGAAGGAUGAAAAGUACUGGCAGAGGAGGAAUAAAAACAAUGUGGCUGCCAAACGCUCACGUGACGCCCGUAGGCUGAAGGAAAACCAGAUCACGGUCCGAGCUGCUUUCCUGGAGCGCGAGAACACUGCGCUGCGGACAGAGGUGGCCGAGUUAAGGAAGGAGUGUGGCCGCUACAAGAACAUCGUCGGCCGCUAUAAAGCCAAAUUUGGAACACUGUGAGGCACCAGAAUAAUCCAUGCGGAGCCAGAAGACCAGUAGACAGCAGCUGAUUUAUUUCUUUGUUUUUCAAAUGAAUAAAUACAUCAGAACCUUUGGGGUUGCUACGUGAGAACAGAUCAGAUGACGAAGAGGACAAAGAGCAUGUGUGAGGGCAAGACUGAUCUUGCAGUGUAGAUGCAGUAGCAUGUUAAGGCCCAUCACCUUUCCUUUCGACUUACACUUAUCAGUGUGAGUGAAACAGGUAGGAGGAUAUUCAAGUGCUUCUUCAGUGCACCUCUCUAAUGACAUGUGCUAUUAUCAUAUGAUAGAACUAUUGUCAGAAGCAGUCAUGUGGUAUUUUUGUUGGAGAAACUGGGUUUUUUUUAGAUUAAAAUGAAAGGUAUUCUUAUGGUAUUUCAGAAAUAAGUUCUGCAGGCUGCCUUUGGUUCUGUCCUGUCCUGUCAAUUGAACUUGGGGUUAAUCGUUAUUAUUUAGGAUACACACACACACACACACAUAUUAGUAUCUGGGACUGUGUUCUGAGCUGGGCUUUUCUUUGCCCACCAAAGCUUUUGACUGUGACAUUUCCAACUUUUGAAACUCUUUCAGGGGAUUACAGUGAUAUCAUUUCUCUCGAUGUGCUCAUACUCCUUACCAGCAGCAAAGAACUGUACUGUGCGUUUUUCACCAUUCAGCAGUGUAUGUCUCGCUGUCGCUCCUCUUUGUUUGUCGCCUAAAAUGAUACUUUCUGUAUUAUUUUAUAGAUAUGGAUGUAUGCAUAGCACUAUAAACCCAGAUACAGCUCCAGUGUUGUUCCAAGCUUUGUUUAGACCUGUGUUAGAUAUUAGGUAAUGUAAUUGUAAAGUCCCUAAAGACCCCCACAGUAUGUGAACCUUUACCCGAAGCGUUUGAGAGAAUGCAUCCCGUGUUGGUGAACACUUUUGAUCCAAUAUUAUAAUUCAUCUUGCUCUGUUUUUAGAGAUUAGGGCUGCCAACAGAAACUUUGUUUUUCACACGUCAUUGGACGAAACAAUGAGUCCCAGUGAGUGCAGACUGUAUAGGGGCAUCUCUUUGAUUGUUAAGGGUCCCCCACAAUCUCUUAAGUGUCCUCAAUGUUUAUUAAAGCCAUUUCAAUGCAGUGCACAGUCUGCCAGUUUACAGGGGGCAUAUUGUAACAUGUUGUGUAACUUUUCACUGUCUAAUUGUGACAAAGGGAAAACUGUCCCUUGCUGCUGAGCUUCCAUCCACAGGCAUGCUGUCUUUUUGAUACUGUGGUAACUUUUGGUAAAGAUUAAAAAACUAAUACUUUUCUCAAAUAAUGUCUAAACUAAACUGGUUCUUCUAUUAAACUUUGCAGUAGAAACAGCUUGAGUGUAAAACCUAUGGAUUAAUACUAGGUCAGAAUUGCAACAUUUAUUUAGAAUAAUAAUAAAUCUGAGGUUUUAAUUUUUGUAUUAGAAGACCAACAUGAAUGGUGAGCUUCCUGACUUGUUUUCAUUUUGUGUUUUCUGCUUUACUACAGUUUACAUCAUCCUUAUGUCUAGAACAGGUCAAUGUGUUAACUGUGAGGGAUUUUUUUAACCUUCCUGUUUCCAUCUUUGUAAAGAAUCAUUCUGGCAUUUUGAGUGUGGACUUUUGUAUAUAAAAUAUCUAUGAAUAAAGCCUUAUUGAUAAAGUCUUAAA